AUGGCUUUGCGCGUUCUGUGGGUAGCUGUCUUGGUGAAUGUGGCGGCGGAGGAGCAGUGUGAAUCCCAACCGGCUCGAGGGGCCUGCUUGUUACAAGAACAGCGCAAACGCACUCGAUCCCUGUCCCAGUCCCGAUUACUCGUUGCGACGAAGAAAGGUGUUGGACUUCCUUCGUCCACGGGCUAUGGAGCUACACAGCUACAUGCGUUGAAUGUUUCGUGGUUUUACUCUUGGGGAUUAAAACCCAAGAUCGAUGUGCCUGAUGAUGUGGAGUUUGUGCCGAUCAUGCAAAAUGCCAAGUACCUUCAAUGGAACCCUGCCUCUGGCAGCCAUGAGCUGCUGGGCUUUAAUGAGCCAGAUCAUGAGGACCAGGCCAAUAUGAGCGUGGCUGAAGCACUGAGCUUGUGGCCUGAAGUCGAAGCCAAAGUCCCCAGCAAUGGACGACUGGGUUCGCCCGCCACCGCGGGCAACCCGGUCACGGGCUCAUGGUUCCCCGAGUUUAUGGCCGCAGAGCCUCAUGUGGAUUUCGUGUGUGUGCACUGGUACAAGGGAGCCAAGCCGGAGAAGUUUAAAAGUGACAUGCAGGAGAUCAUUGAUACCUACCAGAAGCCUAUUUGGAUCACUGAGUUUGCUCCUCAAACGAUUGCAGAAGGCGGCUCUAAUCCAAGUAAAUGGAGCCAGGAAGAGGUCAACAACUUCAUCAACGAAGUGAUCCCUUGGAUGGAGAGUCACGAGAUGGUGGAACGCUACGCCUGGCACGACUCCAAGUUCGGUACCUCGUGGCUUUACGACAGUCAAGGAGCGUUGAGUGAGACCGGGCUCGUCUACGCUGCAGCAGGAGUGAGUGCCGCGUUUUGA
Durusdinium trenchii is the source of this 858-nucleotide messenger RNA. The record is from the annotation of a GenBank genome assembly. NCBI's taxonomy places the organism in Eukaryota, Dinophyceae, Suessiales, Symbiodiniaceae.